AGCUACCUAUUCUUCCAUUUAAUAAUUUCCUCGUUCUCUUCACCCGCAAACUACUGCGGGAACUUGAAUAAUCCUUUGUUAUCAUCAUCAAUUAAAGAAGAAAAAGCUAGCUAAGGCGCUAUAAUAAUAUUGUAUGGAGAUUAGUGCUUCUAUUUCUACCUUAUUAUUAUUACUAUCAUGGAUGUGCUUCCUCCUCUUGUUCUUAUUCCUCUUCUCAAAUCUUCUAACAAAGAAACGAGACAAAGUCGAAAACGUAGCUAGUAAACCUAAGCUUCCACCUGGCUCAAUGGGUUGGCCUUACGUUGGAGAGACUCUUCAGCUUUAUUCACAGGACCCUAACAUCUUCUUUGCGUCCAAACAGAAAAGAUAUGGGGAGAUUUUUAAGACACACAUACUAGGUUGUCCAUGCGUGAUGCUGGCGAGUCCCGAGGGUGCGCGGUUUGUGUUAGUGACACACGCGCACUUGUUCAAGCCAACAUACCCAAAGAGCAAAGAGAAGCUCAUAGGUCCUUCUGCAUUGUUCUUCCACCAAGGUCACUACCAUACCCUUAUAAGGAAGCUUGUCCAGAACUCCCUCUCCCCGGACACCAUCCGCCGACUCAUCCCGGACAUCGAGACCGAGGUUGUUUCCUCCUUGGAAUCCUGGGUCUCCGCCGGACACGUCGUCAACGCCUUCCAAGAAAUGAAAAAGUUCUCUUUCAACGUUGGAAUCCUCUCAGUGUUUGGUAACUUGGAAGGAAAUUAUAGAGAUCAGCUUAAAGAGAACUACAGCAUAGUUGAGAAAGGCUACAAUUCUUUCCCAACAAUGAUUCGUGGAACUUCAUACUCCAAAGCACUCUUGGCUAGGAAGAGGAUCAGGGAGAUAAUAAGUGAAAUAAUUAGCAAGAGGAAGGAGCAAAGAUUGAUGGAGAAGGAUCUAUUGGGUCACAUGUUGAACUACAGAGAUGAAAAGGGGAAAACAUUAACGGAUGAACAAAUAGCAGAUAACGUUAUUGGGGUUCUGUUUGCGGCUCAGGACACAACAGCAAGUGUUCUAACAUGGAUUCUCAAAUAUCUUCAUGAUGACCAGAAACUUCUUGAAGCAAUCAAAGCAGAGCAGAUGGCGGUAUAUGAAGCAACUGAACAAGGGAAGAUGCCAUUGACAUGGGGUCAAACCAGAAAUAUGCCAUUUACUCAUAGGGUGAUAUUGGAAAGCCUAAGGAUGGCAAGCAUCAUAUCUUUUACAUUUAGGGAGGCUGUGGUUGAUGUAGAAUAUAAAGGAUAUCUCAUACCAAAAGGUUGGAAGGUAAUGCCACUAUUCAGGAACAUCCAUCAUAAUCCAGAAUUCCACCCUGCUCCUCACAAUUUUGACCCCUCAAGAUUUGAGAUGGCUCCAAAACCCAACACUUUCAUGCCAUUUGGCAACGGAGUUCACUCUUGUCCAGGAAAUGAGCUUGCAAAGUUGAACAUGCUGAUUUUAAUUCACCACUUGGUCACCAAAUUUAGGUGGGAAGUUGUUGAAAAUCAGAAUGGAGUUCAAUAUAGCCCAUUUCCUGUCCCUCUUCAUGGUCUACCUACAAGAUUUUGGAGAAACGAUUAGAAAAGAGCAUAUAUGUUAUUAUUAUGAUAAAAUUGAUGAGGUCAUUAUUCAAAUAAUAUAUAUAUUAUUAGAAAUUAUUAUUCCUUGCCACCAGGACUUCCAUGGCUUCAUCUUAUUAAUCUCUCCUCUUGUUUAACCCAAAAUUUAAAUACCAACCUCCUUUUUAUAGUGAGGUUCAUGUAACCUAAUGCAUGUAUCCACAAUAUUUAUGAAUGAAUGGUGGCUGGCACAUAUAGCUUAGUGCAUUAAUUGAUCUGAAAAGUGUAAGCGGUAGUAGUACAAAUAAUAAAGAUAUUAUCAACUA
This is a messenger RNA of Arachis duranensis, 1883 nucleotides long. RefSeq names its product abscisic acid 8'-hydroxylase 4. The record is from RefSeq and is a predicted model, not a curated record. Bases 134 to 1579 code for a protein of 481 amino acids. The transcript is spliced from 9 exons. Lineage: Eukaryota; Viridiplantae; Streptophyta; Magnoliopsida; Fabales; Fabaceae. Gene Ontology annotation, molecular function: (+)-abscisic acid 8'-hydroxylase activity; heme binding; iron ion binding. Gene Ontology annotation, biological process: sterol metabolic process.